AGUAGCGAAGCAGGAGUGAAUGCUCUUGUCGCCUAGCUAGCAAGCCUUCCCUUGCCCAGUUAACUAACGUUAGCUCCUCUCCGUCUUGUGUCCCUCUCUUCCUAUCUCUGUCACAGCUCGGCUCAGUAGUUUAGCAGGCUAGUACGGAGAGACGAGGGCUGCUCCCUUUCGCCUCUGCUCAGUCUGCCCCAGCACAGCAACACCAUACAUCCCGCACCAUGGCUGCCACGGACGUUGACGUUUUUUCGAAUGAAGAGAAGCGUAACCUGAGUUUGGGUGGACAUGUUGGAUUUGACAGCCUCCCUGACCAACUGGUCAGUAAAUCGGUCACACAGGGAUUUUGUUUUAACAUUCUCUGUGUAGGGGAGACUGGUAUCGGCAAGUCAACAUUAAUGAACACCCUCUUCAAUACCAUGUUCGAGAACGAAGAGGCAAGCCAUUAUCAGAAUGGGGUUUAUCUGCGGCCGCGAACAUACGACCUGCAAGAAAGCAACGUCCACCUCAAACUGACGAUUGUUGACACGGUCGGCUUUGGUGAUCAGAUCAACAAAGAGGAUAGCUACAAGCCCAUCGUUGACUACAUUGACACUCAAUUUGAAAACUAUCUCCAGGAAGAGCUGAAGAUCAAACGCUCGCUGUUUAACUACCACGACACCAGGAUUCACAUCUGCCUUUAUUUCAUCGCCCCGACAGGACACUCUCUCAAAUCCCUGGAUCUUGUAACGAUGAAGAAAUUGGACAGCAAGGUCAAUAUAAUACCGAUAAUUGCAAAAGCUGACACAAUCUCCAAGAGUGAGCUCCAUAAGUUCAAAAUAAAGAUUAUGAGUGAGCUGGUGAGCAACGGUGUCCAGAUAUAUCAGUUUCCAACGGACGACGAAGCGGUCAGCGAGAUCAACGCCUCCAUGAACGCCCAUCUGCCGUUUGCUGUGGUUGGGAGCGUGGAAGAGGUCAAAGUGGGAAACAAAACCGUGAGGGCCAGACAGUACCCCUGGGGUGUCGUGCAAGUUGAGAACGAGAGUCACUGCGACUUUGUAAAACUCCGAGAGAUGCUGAUCAGAGUCAACAUGGAGGAUCUGAGGGAGCAGACCCACGCCCGCCACUAUGAACUGUACCGACGCUGUAAGCUGGAGGAGAUGGGCUUUAAGGAUACGGAUCCUGACAGCCAGCCAUUCAGUCUUCAAGAGACAUAUGAGGCCAAGAGGAAAGAGUUCUUGGGGGACCUGCAGCGUAAAGAGGAAGAAAUGCGACAAAUGUUUGUCAACAAAGUAAAAGAGACGGAAGCAGAACUGAAAGAAAAGGAGAGAGAGCUGCACGACAAGUUCGAGCAGCUGAAGCGGAUGCACCAGGAGGAGAAGAGGAAGGUGGAGGAGAAGCGGAGAGACCUGGAGGAGGAGAUGAACGCCUUCAAUAGGAAGAAGGUGGCAGCCGAGACGCUCUCCUUAUCUCAGCCCCUCAAGAAAGACAAGGACAAGAAAAAAUCGGUGAAGACCGAGAACCAGUCGGGCGUGAGCACCUCCAGCUCCAAAGUGAUGAUGGCCAAGGCCAACGUGGAGCCCUUGAACUGCCAAAGCUGGUGGCAGGCCAUACAGUGCUGCACCUGCCUGGUCCACAGCGCCGCCUGGAAGCCCGGGGGCCUCUUCUGAUGCCCCGGCCCGGCGCCAAGCGAACCGGGGUCUGUUGUCAAGUCCCAGCCGACGCCGGAGCCGAGCCCAAUGGACGGAACGAGGUGAGGGUGGCCCGAGACGAGCAGAGCGUGGAACUGGACCAGAGAUGAGCAGAGAAGCGAAAAGGAACGAGACCAAAACCUUUAGCGUAAUGAUGUCAUUGUCGUCUUAUUAGUCAUCAUCCCUUAACCCCCUCCAUUACUUCAUUGUUCUUAACAUGAAAUAUACCAGUGCAUUUAACGUCCAAACAUGCAUAUCUGACCAAAAAAAAAAAAAAAAAAAAAGUCAACACAUUGUUCAUCCCUUCAACCACACAGGACACCAUCACUUCGCUGAUUCUCUACUCGUCUCAAGUGUUCAUUGCUGCAUUAAAAGCUACGUCCGAAGCUGGGGCUCUGUGCAGGAAGACACUUUGAGCAGCAGGUAGUGAAUCCCGCUAUCAGGUUUUACUAAUGGAGACCCUCCCGUUUUGCCUGAGGAAUCAUAGUAAUCUUGUUCGUAUUGUAUCGUACGUGCAGUGCUUUUCUGUGUUCCCAUUUGUAGGCAGGAACUGUAAACCACAACCUGAGUGGGGGCUCUGUGUUAAAAAAAAAAAAAAAAAAAAAAAAGAGGAC
This is a messenger RNA of Dicentrarchus labrax (European seabass), 2278 nucleotides long. It is a transcript of the gene septin8a, whose product is annotated as septin 8a. The record is from RefSeq and is a predicted model, not a curated record. Gene Ontology annotation, biological process: cytoskeleton-dependent cytokinesis. Gene Ontology annotation, cellular component: septin complex; cell division site; septin ring. Lineage: Eukaryota; Metazoa; Chordata; Actinopteri; Moronidae. Gene Ontology annotation, molecular function: GTP binding; molecular adaptor activity; GTPase activity.